Agrilus planipennis (emerald ash borer) is the source of this 1854-nucleotide messenger RNA. Its product is annotated as mothers against decapentaplegic homolog 3-like. Gene Ontology annotation, biological process: SMAD protein signal transduction; BMP signaling pathway; transforming growth factor beta receptor signaling pathway. The record is from RefSeq and is a predicted model, not a curated record. Bases 315 to 1652 code for a protein of 445 amino acids. Gene Ontology annotation, molecular function: DNA-binding transcription factor activity, RNA polymerase II-specific; I-SMAD binding; RNA polymerase II cis-regulatory region sequence-specific DNA binding. The transcript has 8 exons. Lineage: Eukaryota; Metazoa; Arthropoda; Insecta; Coleoptera; Buprestidae. Gene Ontology annotation, cellular component: heteromeric SMAD protein complex.
GAUAAUACAGAAUGCAAUUUAGGAAAAUAUAGUCAAAUUAAUGACAAAAAAUAUAAAUGUGAGAAAUAUUAUUAAUAGGCGUCACGCAUGCGUAAAAAUCAAUCGCAGCUACUCUGAAACUGUCGAAUCCCACGUGCGAAAAUGAAAUGUUUAGCAAAGCGGAUGUCGUUGAUAUACUCACAAACAAAAAAUAAAUCGCUUAUCAAAUUCAACAUGGCGGUAGUGUUUGUGUUAGUGUUACAUAUUUUUCAAUAAAAAAUACAAGAAGUUGUAUUUUUAAAGUUAUAAACCAGUUCGUUUAUGUUAUUACUGUGAUGAGUGGUAUGUUGCCUUUUACGCCACCCAUUGUUAAGCGGUUGCUAGGUUGGAAAAAAGGCAAUGACACGGACGACAAAUGGUGUGAAAAGGCAGUUAAGAGUUUAGCGAAGAAACUAAAAAAGACUGGUGCACUGGAAGAACUAGAACGAGCCAUCUCAUCGCAAAAUCACAACACUAAAUGUGUUACUAUUUCUAGGUUAAAAUCAAGUGAUUUAGGAUCAAACGUACAACGCAAAGGAUUGCCUCAUGUAAUUUACUGUAAAUUGUGGAGGUGGCCUGAGUUACAAUCACAUCAUGAACUAAGACCACUUGACAAUUGUGAAUUUGCCUUUUCUUUGAAAAAAGAAGAAAUUUGUGUCAAUCCAUACCAUUAUACCAGAAUAGAAACACCAGCUCUACCAGCUAUUCUAGUUCCCCGGCAUGCAUUAACAAAUGAAGAAUGUAACAUAUUUCCUCAUUCUUUGGAAGAUUUAAGCACCUCAGUACCAGAAAAUACCUCAUUUUCCAAUAUCAAUUUACACAUGCAGCACAGCCAAAGUUAUAUGGAUGCAGUAGGCAUUUGCUCAAAUGGUCCACCUAACAGUCUUGAGUCUCCUCACAGUGCAGCUCCUCCAACUGAGACACCUCCACCCGGUUAUAUUUCAGAGGAUGGUGAUCCAAUUGAUCAUAAUGAUAACAUGAGUCUUUCAAGGUUAACUCCAAGUCCCCAUACAGAUGCACAGCCUGUAAUGUACUGUGAACCAGCAUUUUGGUGCAGUAUAAGCUACUAUGAGCUUAAUACAAGAGUUGGUGAGACUUUCCAUGCAAGUCAACCUUCUAUUACUGUUGAUGGCUUCACUGAUCCUAGUAAUUCAGAAAGGUUUUGCCUGGGUCUUCUUUCAAAUGUUAAUAGAAAUACAGUUGUGGAACAAACCAGACGUCACAUUGGCAAGGGAGUUAGACUUUAUUAUAUUGGUGGUGAAGUGUUUGCAGAAUGUCUUAGUGACUCUAGUAUUUUUGUGCAGUCGCCAAAUUGUAAUCAAAGAUAUGGAUGGCAUCCUGCUACAGUUUGCAAAAUACCUCCAGGUUGUAAUUUAAAAAUUUUUAACAAUCAAGAAUUUGCUGCGUUGCUGUCACAGUCUGUGAGCCAAGGUUUUGAGGCAGUUUACCAAUUAACGAGAAUGUGCACUAUUCGUAUGUCUUUUGUUAAAGGUUGGGGUGCUGAAUACAGAAGACAAACGGUUACUUCCACGCCUUGUUGGAUUGAAUUACAUUUAAAUGGACCUCUUCAGUGGUUGGAUCGAGUUUUAACUCAAAUGGGGUCACCGCGUUUACCAUGCAGCUCAAUGUCGUAAUUUAUGAAUAUUUCUCAAAUCACUUCGAUUUCUUCCCAAAAUAUUUUUCGUGCGUAUAUUGAUUUUCUGCCGUUUCAACUAGUAUUUAUGAAGUUAUUACACUGAACCGUACAAUUCGUUAUUAAUAUUUUGGUCUCGGCUUGAUCAUCAUUGAAUUAUUGUAUUUUUAUUUAAUUGUUGUUUUUACAGAAUUUUGCCCAUU